Messenger RNA from Dreissena polymorpha, 2603 nucleotides. Its product is annotated as carotenoid-cleaving dioxygenase, mitochondrial-like. The record is from RefSeq and is a predicted model, not a curated record. Lineage: Eukaryota; Metazoa; Mollusca; Bivalvia; Myida; Dreissenidae. Gene Ontology annotation, biological process: carotene catabolic process; retinal metabolic process. Gene Ontology annotation, molecular function: carotenoid dioxygenase activity; beta-carotene 15,15'-dioxygenase activity. The transcript has 13 exons. Bases 268 to 1839 code for a protein of 523 amino acids.
UCUUGAUUGCAUAGUUUUAAAUGAUUUAAUUUUUAAACAUGACCGAUUCAGAUACGUUCGCUAUAUAGAGAUUAGUGUAAACACACACGCAGGUUUAUUUUUAGCUCAGUUCAUGUAUAUCAUUAUCGUAUGAGAAGAUUGUACGGCUAAACGUUUGUCGUUGUAAACAUCACAGAUCACAUGUACAAUGUAACAUUCGGGUUUGUGCAUUAGUUAAGACUGGUCUUUACAAAAACAAACAGGUGUUAUAGCAUCUAUCUUCUGCAAAUGGAGUUACGGUUUGUACGUGAAAAGAACGCACUUGAGAUCAGUUGGAUUAAAGGAAAAAUCAAUGGUACCAUUCCGCCGUAUGUGCAUGGGGAUCUGUACAGAAAUGGAGGGGGGAUGUAUGAGGUAGGGAAUUACACCUACAAUCAUCUGUUUGACGGACUUGCUAUGAUCCAGCACUUCAGAAUCGCUCCACAUGAAGUAAAAUAUCAGCGAAAAUAUCUUCAAAGCGACACCUAUCAAAAGGUAUCAACUGCAAAGGCACCAGUCGUUGGCGAAUUUGGCACUGCAGCUAUUCCAGACCCUUGCAAAAACAUAUUCAAGAGGUUCCUCACGUUCUUUUCGGCAAGAGAUAUGACAGACAACACGUCUGUGAACAUCAUACCUUUCAACGACAAGCUCUACGCCGCCACCGAAACCAAAUAUUGGAACCAGAUUGAUCCUGAAACACUGGAUCGAAAUGAAAAGCUUGACCUAAAAGAGCUGACGACUGUUGACAUGGCAACCGCGCAUGCGCACAUCGACACAGAUGGCACUGUGUAUAACGUCGGUCACGUGUUUACGAAAGGGUUGCCAACUGUAGUGACACGUAUGCCCAGACAAACAGAUCUGCAAGUUGUUGGAUCGAAGCUCGAUGCGACAGAAAACGUCGUUGCGCUAGUACCUUCCUCCUUUUGGACCCACGUUCAUUACUUCCACAGCUUCGGCAUGACGAAAAAUUACAUCAUCAUCAUUCAACAACCACUCCUCAUGGACAUAAAAAGGGCUGCGCUAGGAUACUCGGCGACAGAUGCCUUGAAAUGGCACCCAGAUAUGAAGACGCGAUUUCGCAUGAUACACAAACAGACUGGAGAGCAGCUAAACAAGCAUAUGGUCUACGAGGCUGACGGGUUCUUUACGUUCCAUACUGCAAACGCGUAUGAGGAAAACGAUAACAUUGUGAUGGAUUUGGUGUGGCACAAAGACGCCGGGAUUAUCGAUGCGUUUUAUCUAAAGAAUCUUAGUUCGGAAAAAGUAGAAGAAACGUUUAAGAAGAUCGAUAAUUCCGUACUGAAAAGAUUCGUUUUUCCCGUCAAUGUGAGCGAAAAGGCCAAAAACGGCAAUUCCUCUUCUUCUGCACCGUUUCACAUAUUCCUCAAAGACGGUAAAGUGUACUGCAAAGCGGAGACCAUCUGCGACGUUGGAUUAGAAUUCCCCCAGUGGAACUACGCCGGAUAUAACGGCCGGAAGUACCGAUACGUGUACGGGGUAGGACUGCACAAGGGCAACAGGAUGACCACCAGUGUUGUGAAGAUAAACGUGGACAGCAAGACCUACGAGGAGUGGAGCGAGGCAGGAUGUUAUGUGUCCGAGCCGGUGUUCAUAGCCGACCCUAAGGGCACGGCUGAGGACCAUGGUGUUCUAUUGGUCGCAGUCAACAAGAUCCACACGAAAGACUUGAGGAGUUGCUUCUUGUUAGUGCUGGACGCCACAAACAUGACGUCACUGGCCAAGGUCGAGUUUGAAGGAUUAGACAAUUUUCCAAGAGAUUUCCAUGGGCUUUUUAAAUCUGAAAUUGGCAAAACCAAAUAAAUUAUAUGUGUGAGUAGUGAGUGUGAAAAUCACGUGAUUAAUUAAUAUAACGAUUGGGGUUAUAAUGUUUACAAGGAAUGCAUGCGUUUGCCCAACACUAAUUUAUACUGUUUCCGUGUUAUUCGUUAGCGUUUGUGUUUUUGUUUUUCAUAUGAUUUUGUCCUGUGUCUGAUUGUAUUGAAAUUGAUCAUUUGCUUGAAGUGGUAAUAAGAAUGAUUUAAUGCUAACUUAACUGAAAUUUCAUUUUUUUUGUAUUUCUGAAUUCUAAUUUCAAAGUCUAGUGAAUGUGUUUCACAUUAAACAUCAGUGCAAUAGAUGUACAAAAGUUGAAGUAAAGUAUGCCUGUUGUCGAAAUGUAAUCAUUGAAUACGUUAACCAAUUUUAAUAUAUUCGUUUAAAUAACACGUUUCUUCAAAAUGCCACGUAUCACUAGUUUAGAAAGUUCAAUUCAAUAUGGGUAGUGGUGUUGUUUUAUAUUGAUUGUAUGGUAUCGUUGUUAAUAUCCGCCGAUACCGGGCAAUUGACAACUUAGAGAAUACUAUGCAAGUGGCAUUGUGUAAGAAGACGGUUGUGUCCAAACUAAAAUUCUUGUUUCCCCACUGCGAACUACAAAAAACAAUAAUGGCUGUCAUGUUAAACUUCCAAAGUGAUAACCCCUACGUCAAGCCUGAUUCAGCAAUUAUAUCCGCCGAAAUUGUUUUUGUUUAGUCUAUAAACAACUCUUCUAUUUACACGUUACUUAAUGCAAUAAAAAGUCAAACGUA